Messenger RNA from Brassica oleracea var. oleracea, 814 nucleotides. Its product is annotated as josephin-like protein. The transcript has a single exon. Lineage: Eukaryota; Viridiplantae; Streptophyta; Magnoliopsida; Brassicales; Brassicaceae. The record is from RefSeq and is a predicted model, not a curated record. Bases 211 to 603 code for a protein of 130 amino acids.
GAACGCAUCUAUUUGUUUAAUUUAUCUGUAUAUGCUUUUAGCGUCUAGAGUAAUCAUAGCUCAAGUGUAAUCAUGUCGUUAUGAAUACUUUAUUGGUCUCUUUCUGAACUCCAUUAGGCAACUGUUUUCAGCAUCAUUCCCUUUAUAUAUAAAAUAGUCCCUCAGUCUUCUCAACUCUGUCCUCGUAAACUGCUCUCACUCUCUUGCAACAUGUCAGCUACAGAAACAAAACAGUGCAGUGCAAACACUAAACCAGUAACCUCUGGUAAGCAAUCCACAGCCAAGAGACCUUAUGGUAAGAAUCCGGGACGCACAACGAGCUGUGGCUUGACGCUGCCGAGGAAAACAGAAGUCACCGCAGCAAGACUGAUCAAGCAUCUCAGCUGUAAAUUCGUCAAAGGGUUACGUCUAGUUGUGAUGAGGAAGAAUAAGAAGAAGAGACCUCCACCGUUGAAGUCUUCUUCCACCGGUAGAUCUCAGCCUUCCGUCAUCUCAGUGGCGAAUGAUACAUGUAGAUCAGAGGCUAUAGAAGACUGCAUACAGUUCAUAAACUCCUCGACCUCGUUCACAAGAUCAAGUUCUGCCAGUGGCCGUACAUCUUAAGCUUUUAGUUACGCCCAUAUAAUUUCGAAGACUCUAUUUCUCAGUCGCUCGUUGGCUAAAAACUGCAUGUAAUAUCCUAUAUAUACUAAAAUCUAUGUAGAGAGUAUAAGAGAGGACUAUGUAAGUGAUCUUGAGAAGCUUGGAAAGUAUGAGCUUUGUUUAUGUACAAAAAAAUAAUCAUCUGUAUAUCUUUAAUCUAGACAAGUAUUAU